AUGCAGAGUUCUUUAAAAACCAAAGAGAACUCCAGCAAUACCUUUAUCACAGUGUCAAAUCUAACCUUUAUUGGCUCUCUUGAGGAUGACGGUAAAUCUUUGACCUGCACUGCUCAGUUUGCUGCUGGCGAGACCUCAGACUCUGAAACCCUUCAUAUAAAAAUGUUCUCAUGGAGUGUCCCUCACCUCACCAGCGAGGUCACACACAGCUGGAUGCCGCAGGGCAUCUGGGAGACAACCUCCACCAUCACGUUCAUGGCUGCUGGAGGAGACGGGGUCAAAAGCCUGACCUGUACUGCCGUCUUCUGGCGUGCCAAGCAACGAGCCAGCACAGUCCAGAUGACUGUGAAGGGAUCAAGCUCUCGGUCAGUAGCCAUUGCUUUGUCAACUCUAUUCCUGAUUGUAAUCAUCCUAGCUGCAGCAUUUGGAGUGGUCUUCUAUAGGAGGAGGAAGCGCUCUGAUAACCAGCUUGGACCACCACCUCGUCCUGAGAAAAGGAGAUCACUAUGGGAUAGAUUAUCCAGGAGAAACCCUGAAGACAGGGAGAGACCUCCAAGACCAGAAAAACGGGGGUCCAUUUGGAAUAGAUUCUCCCGAAACCAAGGCAACGGUGCUAACCUCAGUGUUGGUUAUUCACGCAACACCCCCACCACUGUAAACUGUGACACUAAAAUCUCCAAACAACGCUUUCCAUCCCCAAAGGAUCACCGGAGAGCUCCUCGCUCCGUCAGCCCCGAGGAUUACAAUGUGUAUGGCAACUGUUGAGUUCUUCAAGAUACUUCUCAGAAACAUCACAUUCUUAGGGACAACAUUGCUGUUAUUUUUUUACAUUGAUAAUCAACUGCACAGUACAUGUUUGCAUGUAAAGGGUGAUGUUGGUCUUGCAUUAAACCUUGCCAUUUAAAUAAUGUUUUAUCGGCUGUCAUUUAACUUUGGAACACAAGAAAUAAAUAUGCUUAUCUCUCA
Molecule: messenger RNA, 966 nt
Organism: Etheostoma cragini (Arkansas darter)
Lineage: Eukaryota; Metazoa; Chordata; Actinopteri; Perciformes; Percidae
Exons: 11
Coding region: 1-765 (254 amino acids)
Source: RefSeq, a predicted model, not a curated record